CAAGCGAGAUGGCAACAUACGGGUCUGGCGCCUGCGGUUAUUAUGCUGGAAUGAGGCGGUAUUGCAAGAGAAAGAGUGCGUGCACUGCUGCUCUUAAGACUGAAGAAAUUGGUACCAUGGUGGUUGUCGUGGUGUGCGUGUGAGUAUGGCAAAGUACUUGGUAGACUGGAGAAAAUUUUUUUUCUCUCUCCCUGGGAUGUAUGAUUAAUGCAAUCACUUCGCAAAAUUAAUCCGUAGCAGAUCCGUUUCCGGGCUUUUCUUUCCAAGGUCCCGGCGGCCGAAACAUUGCCCGCAGCAGGCGGCCAAGCGUACGGUGCCGCUAAACACAAUUGUUGAGCGCAAGUGUUGCGGGCCAGCAAUAGGCAGCAUUUGCUGCGUAGGUUUGUUGCGGGUGUGUGCGUGCGUGCAUCGGAUCUCUUUGUCGUGUACUCCUGGUCCGUGGCAAACGGUGGUACACCAACAUUUGUAGGGCUAGCACAAGCAAAAGACAACCAGCCCGCUCUCACUGGACGGUCCAACACACAUACACACAGAGAGAUGUGCUUAUGCUCGCGAGCAUACUGAUGUGUGCGUGUGUGUGUGUGCAGAGAAGCUCAAUACCCAGCGAGAACGCGCAGACUUUCAGUACCUAGUGUUUCGUGGACGCACGCAGAUGCGAGUUUUACCGUGUGGCAGAGCUACCGCAAAAAAGGCCCAGCAUAAGCACCCGAACAGUGCCAGCAUAUAAGCAAGUCCGCCAGCGGCCAUCAUCGCGUACGCGACCGUGUGUGUUUUUGUGUUUCCCAAAUUUUGAACGGGUUUUGCCUGGUGCGGGGAAAAAGAACAGUGUCCGGACAGUUUUUGGUUGGUGAACAAUUCGGAACGGCAGUAAAGCUCCUACGGUCGCGGUCAGAACCCGAACCAAACGUCAAUCCCCUGGUGUUCCCGUAACAUCCAGUAGAAACAGUGACCAAACGUGCCCCCGCGUAUGGUGUUGACCGGAAGCCGCACAGCAAGACAAAAAGGAACCAAGGCAUACACACACACCCGGCGAGCAUCGGUGUUGCUGCACCGUUUGGUGGCAGAAGCGGCAGCACCAACAGCAGCAGUAGCAGCAGCCCUUCGGUCGCAACACCCGAGGCCGCAGCGGGAGCAGUAGGAACCGCAAUGAAAGCAUAGCACCGGAUUUAGUGCUUUUCGGCAGGCUGCAUCUGUUACGGAAGCGAUCUUUAGCAAUGGAGCGGUUCCAGCGCACCGGCGUCGUCCUCAUCAUCCUCAUCAGCGUAUUGGGCGCCCAACCGCAAGCCAAUCACAAUUUCCCAUCGAAGGGAAGCAAUGCCACAGACAUUAGCAGUCGACUAGUUAGUCAAAUAGUUUUUAAUUCUACACUCAACCACCUGGCGGUGGACCGAAGCACCGGAAGUGUUUAUGUGGGAGCGGUGAACAAAUUGUACCAGAUAACGAAUGACCUUAACAUCUUAACGGUCGUGACUACCGGACCGCAGAAUGAUUCAUACCAGUGCACAAUACUCGAGUGUCCGGGCGGUGCGGUUAAAACGCCGAUGGACAACGUCAACAAGAUGCUGCUGAUUGACAGCAAUGCGAAGAACCUGAUCGUAUGCGGUUCACUGUUCCAGGGCAUCUGUCACAUCCGCAACCUGCACAACAUCAGCAUCGUCGAGCAGGAGGUGCUGGAAGCGGUGGUGGCGAACACGGCCAACGCCAGUACGGUCGCGUUCAUCGCGCCCGGACCGCCGCUAACGUCGGCGGAAAACAACGUACUGUACGUGGCGGUUACGUUCACCGGCAAUUCACCGUACCGCAGCGAAAUACCGGCCGUAUCGUCGCGCAGCCUUGCCCGGGACCGGCUGUUUCAGCUAGCUGCGAGCGCGGUCACGACCGGCACGCGCCUGUUCGUGAACAACUAUGCGCGCGAAACGUACAUCAUCAAUUACGUGUACGGGUUCAGCUCGGAACGGUUUUCCUACUUCCUGACCACGCAGUACAAGAGCAGCUCGCAUUACGCGUCGAAGGAGCGUAUUACGAAGCUGGUGCGCAUCUGUCAGGACGAUUCACACUACCAUUCGUACACGGAGAUACCGGUCGACUGUACGAGCAAGGACGGUACCAAGUUUAAAACGGUGAGCGCGGCGUACGUCGGCAAACCUGGGCACGAGUUGGCCCAGAGUCUCGAAAUUACCACCAACGACGAUGUGCUGUUUGCCGUGUUUGAUGCACCGAGCUCGAACAAGUCAGCGCUCUGCGUCUACUCGCUGAAAGCGAUCCGGAAGAAGUUUAUGCACAACAUCAAGAUGUGCUACAACGGUGAGGGUCUGCGCGGGUUAGACUACAUCUCGCAGAAUAUGCCGUGCAUUGCGACGAAGCUGCAAACGAUCGGGGAAGAUUUCUGCGGUCUGGACGUGAACUCGCCGCUCGGUGGUGAGCAAGCGGUUGCUUCGCUGGCCGUCAUCCUGUCGGAGGAACGUAUGACCUCGGUCGCGGUGACGGCAACGUCCAACUUUACCGUCGUGUUCAUCGGCACGGAAACGGGCCAGCUGAAGAAGAUUGUGAUGGAAUCAACCACGUCCGCGAUGCAGUACGCGAUGAUGAACGUCGACCUUGGGUCACCGAUCCAGCCCGACAUGUACCUCGAUCCGGACAAUGACGAUCUGUUCCUGAUGUCGAUGUACAAGCUGUUCAAGAUCCGCAUCUACGAUUGCUCCGUUUAUACCACCUGCCAUUCCUGCCUGUCGGCGAAGGACCCGUUCUGCGGGUGGUGCUCGCUAGAGAACAAGUGUAGCCGACGGUUCGAGUGUCAGGACAGCUCGAAGGAUCCGCUGUCAUGGUUGAGCUACAAGUCGGGCAAAUGUACCACGAUUACCAGCGUAACGCCACACCAGUUGCAGCGCACGACGGCCCGAACGCUCGAGCUGAUCAUUGAAAAUUUGCCCAACCUGAAGGAACCGCUCGUGUGUGCGUUCACGUUCGCCAGCAUGGAAAAGCCGAUCAUUACGAAUGCGACGAAGAAGCGGAACGGUGUCAACUGUACCACGCCCCGGACGGACCUUUUGCCACAGAUAGGAUACGGCGAAAAUCAUUUUAAUGCUACACUGUCAAUCAAAACGUCCCAGGGGCCGGACAUAGUGUCGACCACGUUCACGUUCUUCGACUGCAGCACCCAUCUAUCUUGCACGCAGUGCGUAUCGUCCAAGUUCCCGUGCGACUGGUGUGUGGAGGCGCACCGCUGCACGCACGAUACGGCCGAAAACUGUCGCAACGAUAUACUGGUGACGGGGAUCAGUCGCAUCGGACCGAGCUACCGGUCCGGGCCCGGCUUCUGUCCGACGAUCAACGUGACCGGCGACGGAUCGGAAAUCUUGGUACCGGCCGGUUCGAAGAAAUCCGUCAAGGUGAAGGUACAUAUCAUCGGUCAAUUCAUCGUGCAGACGCGCUUCGUGUGUCAAUUUAAUGUGGAGGGUCGGGUGACGAGCGUCAAUGCACAGCUGCUGGGCGACACGAUCUACUGCGACGAGAUGGAGUUUACGUACACGGCCAAGACGUCCAAGCUGAACGCAACGUUUGCGGUCAUUUGGGGCGGUUCGAAGCCGUUGGACAACCCGAACAAUAUUCAUGUUGUUAUCUACCGGUGUCGGGAUAUGUCGGACAGCUGUGGUGUGUGUUUGGCGCUCGAGGAAAAGUACAAGUGCGGCUGGUGUUCGUCGUCGAACACGUGCGAGGUGGAGGAUCAGUGUGGCAUAUCGGGCAAGGUGGAGGGACAGAACAAGACGGACUGGUUGAACAAUCAGCAAACCUGCCCGAACCCCGAAAUCCACUCGUUCGACCCGAAAACGGGCCCAUGGGAGGGUGGCACCAACAUUACGAUCCGGGGCAUCAAUCUCGGCAAAAAGUUUGACGACGUGUACGGUGGGAUCAAGAUCGCCGGCAUCGACUGUAUGCCGUUCCGGGAGCUGUACGUGCAGACGAAGGAGAUAGUGUGCAGCGUCGAUGGGCCGGGCGUUAAAUCGCACCGUUCGGGGCGUGUGGUGGUACAGAUAUCGGACUUCCGCGGUGAGUCGGCGAACGACUUUGAGUUUGUGGAUCCGGAAAUCGAAAACUUCGAACCGAAACACGGCCCAAUAUCGGGUGGGACGACGAUCAAGAUUAUGGGCCGGUAUUUGAAUACGGGCAGCCGGGUGCGGGCGUUCCUCGAUCAACAUCCGUGUGAGAUACUGAGUACGAACGACCGGGAGGCAACGUGCAGGACGACGGCGGUACCGAGCCCGAUGCAGGGCAAGCUGAAGAUGGUGUUCGAUAAUGGUGUGCGCGAGCUGAACGGGGAUCUGUUCGAGUACGUUCCGGAUCCUUGGAUUGAGCUGGUUUCGUCGGGUGAAAGCAAAACGGCUAAAGGCAUUCCGGCCGGUGGUAUCAAGAUGGCGGUACAUGGGCGAAACUUUGGCUCGAUCCAGCGACCCCAGAUCUACGUCUACUACAACGGACAAAUCUCGCUCAACGAGUGUAACAUCAUCAAUCCUCAGCUGAUGGAAUGCUACUCACCGAAAAUUGAUCUACAGGACGAGGAUCCGUUCGGCAGUUCGGACGACCCGCUCACGCUCGAGUACGGCUUCAUCAUGAACGACGUAAUGACCGUGCGCAACCUAUCGUCGCAAUGGGGCAGCUACUUCGAGCUAUACCCAAACCCAACCUACCAACCGUUCGACGACGUAAAGUACUUUAACAGCGAGUAUCUGAACAUUAACGGACGUAACAUCGACCGUGCGUGCAAGUACAGCGACGUGGUGGUAAAGAUCGGUGACAACGGUAUCUGCAACAUUACGUCCAUGUCACGCCAGCAGGUCACCUGCCUGCCGCCGAAGAACCCGGACGCGAAAAAGGUUCACGUGAAGGUGAUCGUCGGCAAUUCGCUGCAGUUCGACAUCGGGUAUAUGGUGUACACGUCGGCCGGCAUUUUGCCUAGCUUUAGCAGUAAUGCGGUCACGUUUAGCGUGGUGGUUGCCAUCGCACUGUUCUUCGUGGUGUUUGUCGCGCUGGCGAUUGCGUACCGGAAGAAGACGAGCGAGAACAAUCGCGUGCUGAAGAACAUGCAGGAGCAGAUGGAUAUACUAGAGUUGCGCGUCGCAGCGGAAUGUAAGGAAGCGUUCGCGGAGCUGCAAACGGAAAUGACCGAUCUCGGUGGCGAUAUUACGUCCGGUGGUAUACCGUAUCUGGACUACCGUACGUACGCGAUGAAGAUUCUGUUCCCGAACCACGACGACCAUGUCGUGCUGCAGUGGGAAAAGCCGGAACUGCUGCGCAAGGAGAAGGGUCUCCGGCUGUUCGGGCAGCUCGUCAUGAACAAAACAUUCCUGCUGCUGUUUAUCCGGACGCUCGAAAGCAAUCGGUACUUUUCGAUGCGCGAGCGCGUAAAUGUUGCCUCGCUGAUAAUGGUGACGCUGCAGAGCAAGCUCGAGUACUGCACCGACAUCCUGAAGACGCUGCUGGCCGAGCUGAUCGAGAAGUGCAUCGAUGGGAAGUCGCACCCGAAGCUGCUGCUGCGCCGCACCGAAUCGGUCGCGGAGAAGAUGCUGUCCGCCUGGUUCACGUUUCUGCUGUACAAGUUCCUGAAGGAGUGCGCCGGCGAACCGCUGUACAUGCUGUUCCGUGCGGUGAAGGGCCAGAUCGACAAGGGUCCGGUGGAUGCGGUCACGCACGAGGCCCGCUACUCGCUGAGCGAGGAGAAGCUGAUCCGGCAGAUGAUCGAGUUUAAGGUGAUAACGGUGUACGCGAGCAUCACGCAACCGCCGAUCCUGUGCAACAACAUCGAGAUGAUACCCACCAACACAGAAAACAUUCCGGUAAAGGUGCUGGACUGUGACAGCAUCGGGCAGGUGAAGGAGAAGUGUCUCGACACGAUCUACAAGGCGAUCCCGUGGAGCCAGCGGCCCCGGAAGGAGGAUCUCGAUCUCGAGUGGCGCACCGGUGCGACCGGCCGGCUCAUCCUGUACGACGAAGACUCCACGUCCAAGACGGACGGCGAGUGGAAGAAGCUGAACACGCUGCACCACUACCGGGUGAGCGAGGGCAGCUGUCUCAGCCUGGUGCCGAAGGAGAGCUCCAUCUACAACAUUACGCUGCUGGGCGAAAAGUACACGGAGAAGAUCCACAAGUACGAAACACUAAACAUAUCGAAGUUUGUUUCGCCGUCGCCACCGUUCAGCCGCGCGGGCAGCCCGAUGAACGGCGAUCUGCAGGAGAACAGCCUCAAGUACUGGCAUCUGGUGAAGCACCAUGAUAGCGAUGGGUCGAAGGAGGGCGAACGGGUGAACAAGAUGGUUUCGGAGAUUUAUCUAACACGACUGCUAGCCACUAAGGGUACACUCCAAAAGUUUGUCGACGAUCUGUUCGAAACCAUCUUCAGUACCGCGCACCGUGGCUCCGCACUGCCCUUAGCAAUAAAGUAUAUGUUUGACUUCCUAGAUGAUCAAGCACUCUUACAUGGUAUUACCGAUCCGGAGGUUGUGCACACUUGGAAAAGUAACAGUUUACCGUUACGAUUCUGGGUAAAUCUCAUUAAGAAUCCUAACUUUGUGUUUGAUAUACAUAAGUCCAACAUCGUGGACUCUUGCCUUUCGGUUGUGGCUCAAACCUUCAUGGACUCGUGUUCAACUUCGGACCACAGGCUAGGGAAAGAUUCACCUAGUUCGAAACUGCUGUACGCCAAGGACAUUCCCUCGUACCGUGAAUGGGUGGAGCGUUACUAUAACGACAUCCGGGACAUGCCGGCAAUUUCCGACCAGGACAUGAACGCCAUGCUCGCGGAGGAGUCCAGGGUGAGUUUGCACACGACCGAAUUUAAUACCAACUGCGCCCUACACGAGCUUUAUCAGUACGCAGUAAAAUACAACGAGCAACUGACUGUCACACUCGAGGAGGACGAGUUUUCGCAGAAGCAGCGACUGGCGUUCAAGCUGGAACAGGUGCACAGUAUCAUGUCCGCGGAGUAAGUGUGUAUGUCUGUCUGUCUGUGUGUGUGUGUGUGAGUGUAUUGUAUGAAACGUGGUACCCCUGGGAGAUGGCGACCGCCCGCAUUCGGGUCGGGCGGAAGCAACAUUCACCACCGUAGUGCGAAAAAGGGGAAAACAAAACACAACAAAAAAAAAAAAACAAACAAACAAACAAAAUAAUAUAUGUAUAGAUGGUAAGCUACCUGCAUGGGACAUUUUUUUUUUCGUGAAGAAACGAACGAACGCCGCACCUACAGACCUACAGAAACACAUUCAUAAGAAACAAAGCAAAACAAAAAAUAUAAUGUAUGCGAUAUUCAUGUUGUGAGCAGCCCGUGCAGGACCGCCCCGGUGCGGUCUGACGGGGGAUUAAAAUGUGUGGUUAGGGAAAACAAACAAAAAAAAACAAAACAUUCACAUACACCAGCAUCUCAAGGAACACAAACACACACACACACGCAUACACGCAUACCAACACAUACACAAACACACCCAGAAACACACAUAGUCCGUGUAUGGCGUGUAAACCCGAUUAUAUAAGAUAUAGGAAAAGAAAAGCAAAUCAAACAAAACACGAUGCGCCGCGAAGAGGAGAAACGAAUAAACAAAAACACCCAUCUUGUCUAAUAUACACACCGCGUCACGAUAUUAAACAAAAAAAAACAAAAACGGGAGACUGAUACACAAAGAGACGGAAACUGUGUAUGCGCAAAAAAAUAAAGAAACACAACGCGGCUACAAAAACAAAACAAAAAAAAAACAACUCGAAACACACACACACAUACACGCAAGCAAGACAAAAAUAUCAUGUUUUUAAGAAAUGUCAUACAUCGCUUUUGAUUAAUUGUAAAACGAAACGCAGCAGAAGAAGCAGGUGUGCAUGUAUGUAUGUGUGUGUGUGUGUGUGCAAAAUCGAAACGGGGUCGCGCAGUAGAACUCGGGGAUGAGUAAUCUCAAGCGAAAAGGGAUGAAAGAGGGGAGGAAGGGAGGGGGGGGGGGAACGGGGGUAUAGAGAGAGCGAUCGGAGGGGGGAAUUCCAGAAAAAAGGGGUGGCAUUUUCGCGGGUUUAGCAGCGAGGGGUGGUGAUGGUGCGAAUCAGUUGGCGAUAUCGGCAUCCCGUGCGUGCAUGAAUGAAAAAAAAAA
Anopheles stephensi (Asian malaria mosquito) is the source of this 8123-nucleotide messenger RNA. It is a transcript of the gene PlexA, whose product is annotated as plexin-A2. The record is from RefSeq and is a predicted model, not a curated record. Bases 1215 to 6980 code for a protein of 1921 amino acids. Lineage: Eukaryota; Metazoa; Arthropoda; Insecta; Diptera; Culicidae. The transcript has 10 exons. Gene Ontology annotation, biological process: negative regulation of cell adhesion; regulation of cell shape; semaphorin-plexin signaling pathway involved in axon guidance. Gene Ontology annotation, molecular function: protein binding; semaphorin receptor activity. Gene Ontology annotation, cellular component: semaphorin receptor complex.